CCUUCUCCUUCUCCUUCUCCUUCUCCUUCUCUUCUCUUUUGACUACCUCAUUGCAAAGGACCUUUUCACCUUAAACUUCUGGGGAGCCUUUGUCUUAGAAAGUGAGUCUGUCGACUCGUAAGACAAUGGCAUCCAGCAGUAUCACAGACUGUUGGGAAAUCGACGGCCAAAUUUUUCAACGGCCGACCACGUCCAACUCACAGGACUUCUGGUAUUGCACUCCGACACGUUGGGCUGAGUGGCUUACCGAGGCCACCAGUUCUGAUGCACGACUGAAGAGCGCUGCCCGCAAGAGGAUACGAAAAUUUGACACCGCCCGACGUAUCAUGGAAACAGAGGAGGGCGCCCCGGCACGCACACCGUGUGAGACUUGUGAGUCCAGAUCGAACCAGGGUAUCGAGUGUAGAGUGUUCAAGGAUAAGAACCAACGACACAGACCUUGUGCGUACUGUGUUCGCAGUGCGAAAGGAGGGUGUGAUACGGGCCAGACCGCGUAUAUGUCCAUCCCGAAAGCGGGAAAAGAACUUAUGCUCGCAAGGGCACGAGCCAAAGAACUUUCUCAGCAUGUAGCGGCGAUCAGAGCUAAACAGUCCAAUGCACCACGCCAAUCGGACCUUGGACAACAAUCGCCUUCUUUUGCAACAAGCGACAGCGAGGACUACGUGCCGCGACCUACGAGGCGUCCCCGAGCCAAGCAGCCAGAUGCACCUUCACGGCAAUCGAACCUUGGGCAGGAUUCGCUGUUGUCUGCAAUAAGCGACAGCGAAGACGAUGUAGUGCGGCCUACAAAGCGUCGCAGAACAUGCAUGAUGACCACUUCGACAGUCGAUGUCGUCAAUGUCGGAGCGCUGGCGAAAUCUGUCGACACCAUACAGUACGAAGAUGAAGAUUCUGAUAGUUCCGAGCUCAGCAAGCUCGACAGCACCAUCGCCUUCGACCACACUAUCGAGCCUGCGCUCAUCAAAACCGAAAUCGCCGACGAGUCCAGAGCGGAAGCAAAUGGUGGUGACACGCGACCACUGCAAAACGGAGCAGACCCAAUUCGCGCGGAGUCAAUCACGAGAACCAUUCCCGUAUCCCUCCUCUCGCAGCCAGUACACAUGAUGCAGCAGCAAAAUGAAGGAGAUCCCUCUUCUACCACCAUCCCGGCGGCUCCAGAAGUCCACGAACGCAAUUCCACCCAACAACAAGCCAACAACAACAAUAACAACAACAAUUCACCACCACCAUCGAAUAACACAGCUCGCGAUCGCUUAAUCCUACGAGCCGUAACUCAAGCCCGAAACUCAUUCUGGCCCAGAGUGGCGGAGCUAGUUAACUUUGGCCUCGAGCAGCCCGAUCAUCAUCAUCAUCAUCAACAACAACUCACAGCAGAAGAGGUCAAGCGAGCUUAUGAACGCAUCGACGUGACUGAUCGAGCAUUACUCGGUUAGAUUCCUACCUCUACCUCCUAUACCCUUAUGUACUGUAGUAGGUACUUACCUACAUGUAUAUAUACCUGAC
This is a messenger RNA of Sphaerulina musiva SO2202, 1503 nucleotides long. RefSeq lists its product as uncharacterized. Lineage: Eukaryota; Fungi; Ascomycota; Dothideomycetes; Mycosphaerellales; Mycosphaerellaceae. The record is from RefSeq and is a predicted model, not a curated record. The coding region runs from base 126 to 1433 and encodes 435 amino acids. The transcript has 3 exons.